CUAGUUAACAUUUAAACAGAAAUAGGUCGUAGUGUUUGUCCACACUUCAUAAGAGUCAUUACUUUGUUGGACUGGCUUCUCACUGCUCCACCAGGACCAAUUCUGUAACGUGUCUGAGUGAGGCAAAGUUCCUUGGAGACCAUGCAGCUGGUGAUCCGCCCGUUCCGUCCCUCAGACAAGGACAUGGUACGUACUCUGUUCAGCAUCGGCAUCAAAGAACACAUCGGCCCGUGCUUUAACAAUGCCAUGACCAGCUCUCUCCACCUCGCCGUCACCCUGGCUCUGUGUGUCAUUGGCUACCUCCUCGGCUCUGUGUUGGGGGCCGUGCUGUUAACUGUUGUCUGGGUGGGCCUCGUCUACUACUGCUGCCAUGAGCUUUAUACAAGCCUUGUUGAAGAGAAACUCCGGACCGACAUGCAGGACAUCCCUGGGAAUUAUCAGAGCAGACCUGAUGACUGUUUCUGGGUGGCUGAGGCUGAGGUUGAUGGGAGGCCGCAAAUCCUGGGUAUCGUGGCUGUUUUGGCCAAACAAAGUGGGAAGGAAAGACACGGGGAACUCUUCAGAAUGAUUAUCUCUCAGUCGUGUAGACGGAUGGGCCUGGGCACCAGACUGACUCAGACUGUGAUUGAGUAUUGUAAAGAACGAGGUUUCUCCAAGGUGGAGCUGGAGACGAGUUCGACUCAGGCUGCAGCUGUGGCGCUGUAUGAGAAACUGGGGUUUACCCUGGUCCUCACAUACACUCCAACAUAUACUUCUGACUGGGUUGUACAACUGACAAGGGUCAAGUUUUUAAAAAUGGAAAAACUGCUGUAGUCCUGAGUUAUCUCUGAUCAGAUAUGAAUGUUUCUUCAUCUGUCAUCAAUAAGACUUAACUGAAACCAAAUUUCUCACACGUUGUCUCACAAAAACAAAACAAAGCCACAUGUCAAGGUGGCCAUGCAUUAAAAUCAGGGAUGUAUGACAUAUUGAGCAUAUAGGUUAUAAUCUAGAUUAUGAUCAAGUGAAUAUUUGAUUAUCACGAUAAUACACC
Molecule: messenger RNA, 1030 nt
Organism: Notolabrus celidotus (New Zealand spotty)
Lineage: Eukaryota; Metazoa; Chordata; Actinopteri; Labriformes; Labridae
Product: probable N-acetyltransferase camello
Exons: 2
Coding region: 142-813 (223 amino acids)
Molecular function (GO): N-acetyltransferase activity
Source: RefSeq, a predicted model, not a curated record